Messenger RNA from Pundamilia nyererei, 1941 nucleotides. RefSeq names its product G kinase anchoring protein 1 (gene gkap1). Gene Ontology annotation, biological process: signal transduction. The coding region runs from base 349 to 1506 and encodes 385 amino acids. The transcript has 12 exons. Gene Ontology annotation, cellular component: Golgi apparatus. The record is from RefSeq and is a predicted model, not a curated record. NCBI's taxonomy places the organism in Eukaryota, Metazoa, Chordata, Actinopteri, Cichliformes, Cichlidae.
CGGCAGGUCGUGAUUGGACAUCCGACAACUAAGGUGUAACCAUGACAACAGGCUAAACUAGCUAGUUAUUGUGCGAUAAUCGCUUAGUAUUGUGCAGUUAAAAAGCGAUUCAGUCAACAAACUGCGCACAUGCUGCACAUAAUAACCGAUAUAUCUGCACAUAUCGUAAACACUUCUUUUUCUGCAUCCGCAUCGCAGAGGAUAAGGGAAUCCCAGCCUUUUUCCUUUUUGACACCGCCGGGCUUCUGUACUCUUUUGAGACAAUCGCUGGUAGCAAACCAACGAUAACCCUCAGCCCCUUUGCGAACAGGUGAAAGUAUCCUCAGACAGUUUUCAUUUUGCCUUCUCAUGAUGGCAUCGUCUGCAAUGAUCACAGUCCCCACCACAGCAUCCCGCUUUGCUCUGCUACAGAUAGAUUCAGAUUCGGAUUCGGACACCUCCGAGUCGGGCAAGGCUACCACCAAAACUGGACGGGACUCCUCUGGGAAGCCCCGACAAGGAAAAGCAGGUGCAGCCGGAGGGAAAGCUGCUCAGGGCAAUGACAAGAAGAAAGACAAGAAGAAGAAGAAGAAAGAGCAGCAGCAGAGUGAGGCAAAUGAGUUGCGUAAUCUGGCCUUCAAAAAGAUUCCUCAGAAAUCUUCUGCCCCUUCUCCCUGUAUGACGCUGUCAGGAAUAGCCGGUGAACUUCUCAAUCCUACGUCGGUGGACCAGGAUACACCGUCGGAGGGUUGGCAGCAGUGGAAGCAGAGAGACGAGCAGAUAACCACAGAACUAUAUGAGGCAGACUUGGAAAAGGCCUUGAUUUUAAGUAAACUGGAGUAUGAACAACAGAAGCAGAGCAACACAAACACGUCCUCGCCAAAGUCACGGUCAGGAAAAGAAGGUGGAGGCAAGAAGGACAAAAAGAAGAAUCAGCAGGCAAAAGACAAAAAGACAGUUUCUCUGCAAGACUUCCAGGCUGAAAGCAGUGCAGAAAAUUUAAGUAGAAAACAAGAGAAAGAGGACUCCAGAACGGCUAAUUUAGCACUGGGAGUCGGGCAGGACGAACGUUUUUUUAAUAAGUUGGAAGAUGAUGUCAGUCGGAUAAUCCAACGGGAGAAAAGACGCGAGCAGUAUACGAACAGCCAGGGACAAGAAGUCAGCACGUCAACAGAACACGAACCAGACCCCAGAGCGGAGCAGCUGAAGUAUGAGCUGGAGAAGAAAGAUCAGGAAAUUGAUAAGCUGAAAAAAAACAUUUCACAGUGGGAGGUAAAAUACAAAGAGGUGAAAGCAAGAAAUGCUCAGCUGCUGAAGAUGCUGCAGCAGGGAGAGAUGAAAGACAAAGCAGAAAUUCUUCUACAGGUAGAGGAGCUACUGCAUAUUAAAGAAGAGCUGUCUUCACAGGUAACAUUAUUGCACGCUGCCCUCGAACAAGAGAGAUCUAAAGUAAAAGGACUGCAGUCAGAACAACCAAAGCACCAGGGAAACAAGAAAGGGAAGAAGGGCUCAGAGGCAGAUCUAUGAAGGUUUCAGAAGGAAAAUGCCUGAAAACAAAAUGAAAUAAACAAAUGAAGAAAGCCCUGAAGAAUAUUCCCACUAUUGAUCAAAAUCAGGGGUUUUUUUUGUUUGUUGUUGUUGUUGUUAAAUCUUAGACUCCUGGUCAGGCUGUUUUGCAUGCCCUCCCUAAACACACACACACACACACACACACUAACAGAAAAAGCUAGAUUUGGCACGAUAUGUUACACAAUUAAAUAAGAUUUACAAGAGGCUUUCUGAAAUAGCGACAAACGUUCUAAGCUUGUGUUAAAGUAGCUGCUUGGCACAUCGUGCUGCCCUCUUCAGGCCUUAGAGUGCCUCUGGAUCUCCUGUACUGUUGAAGGCUCUGUGCCUGAUCUUUAAAGGUUUUGUUGCCAAAAUGACAGGUGUGUAAUGCAAAGUUGUUUUGUUUCUUUAUUU